Tuber aestivum (summer truffle) is the source of this 2794-nucleotide messenger RNA. The record is from the annotation of a GenBank genome assembly. NCBI's taxonomy places the organism in Eukaryota, Fungi, Ascomycota, Pezizomycetes, Pezizales, Tuberaceae.
AUCUGAUUCCAUGGGCUCGCCACGAACAUUGAGGCGGGGCAGAUCCAUUCGGCGACGCUUGGAACUGCUUGAUCUGCUACCUAUUCCUGGUAGUGGUGGUUUUUGUUGCCUAGUUGGUGUCCUUGGGAUUGAACUAUCAGUGCGGCCUUGGAGAGCUGAGCCCUGCAGCAAUUGAUGCGAAUGAAAUCCAACAAUCCUCAGCAUUUGGAUUCCCUCUCAAAUGAUUAGGCUCUCCCUCCGAUAUAUCCCCACAUUGCUCUACUACCGUCCGGAGAAAGGAUAACGGCUGGUGCCCCUCAUCACCUCAGGAGUAUAUCACUCGUAUAUGCUUGCCUUAGUCUACGCUCCAUAGUGUAGCUCUCCCUGUACUCGUACAGCACUCGAAAAAAUGGGGACCAGGGCGGACCCCUUACUCUGGAGAAGCGAAGCAUUCAUGACUGGACGGAGCAAUAUGUGGCGCCAUACAGAUCAAGGGGAAGAGCCAUUUCGGAAAACGGCCAAUCUCGCUACCAUGGGCUCCGUGUUGUGGUCGUAGGAGGAACCCUGGCCGGUCCCGCCCUCCGAACCUGGAGUGCGCCACUCGCUGUCUAAAAAGGGAAGUUGGUCGGAGAAUCGACUCUUUCACCAUCGCCUGUGGUUUGUGACGCAUGGCUCCCUGCUCGUGGUACGACUCGGGGAUAAGGCUAGAGGUGAAAUGUUGGGCCAUGCUUUAGGGGCCUAGCAGGUGGUGGGUAGGUAGGCCCCCGUAGGCAGGGUUCUUUUCUGCUCUCCCGGAACUAAUAUAUAACCCUCUGUUCCUUUUGCUGUCCCCUCAUCGCUCGCCUUCUUUGUUGCUCCUUGGAGGAAAGAAUGAAAGAAAGGGGAAAUAAACAUUCGUUAACUUCUCUCUCGUCCUACCUAAUUUGUUUUUAACAAAAUGUACCUCCGGGAAGCCAAAUUAUCGGACAUGCCGACCGUGGGAAGGAUUGGUGCGAGGGCUUUUAUCGACGAUCCUUUAUUCGCUGUUGUGGAGCCCGGGAGAUAUACCUAUUACAAAGAUUACGAGGCAGGAUGGGUCCGGCGAGUGCGCGAAAAGGCUUUGAAGCCAGAGGCGAGAGUAAUUCUCGCGGUGGACGAAGGGACAGAGGAGAUAACAGGAUUUGCGAUCUGGGUGCGGGAAGGAGACGACCCAGCGGCAUAUCACUGGAGGAAUGAAGGCGGUAUAUUAAAACGUACGAUCCCUAAUUUGAGAAAGGAAAGGAGCUACCCUAUUCUGCCCAUCAUGGGGUGGAUAAGAACUCCCUUCCCCCCGGAGUAGAAACUAACGGGGUAGUCCAGGAAUCGAGUUUAAACUCCUCUCAAUCGAAGACAAAAUCACGAUCCUCUUUUCCCCCAAAUCGCGUUCGGAAGAUCCCGCCGCCCUAUCACGCUUGGACGAAGCGAUCGAGCAGGCCGCUAUGGGGACCUGGUCCCAGGAAGGCCGCCAGAUCCGCUGGCACCUGCACAUCUUGGGCGUGGAUCCCUCAUGGCACAGACGGGGUAUCGGCGGCCUGCUUGUCAGCUGGGGCAUGAAAAACGGUGCGAAGGAGGGUGCGAUAUGCUCCCUCGAAUCGAGCCCCGCUGGCAGGGCUCUCUACGAGAAAUUAGGCUUCAAGGCCGUUGGCGUGUGGGCGCCCUUCGAAGGGUUCAAGGAGAAGUUUGAGCACGUUACUGCGCCGAUGAUGGUUUGGCAACCUGAUACUGCGGAAGCGAAUGGUGCCGGGAAAGCAAAAACGGCAAAUGGAAAUGCGAUCAAGGACGGGUCGGUGAAUGGUGCGAGGAAAGGUGAAUGACAUGGGAUAGGUAAUUGUCUUGUUGCGGAAGCAGUGUUCUCGCUGGGGAAAACUUGUGUGCAUAUUGUAGUACUUUUCCGCUCCUUUUUCCUUUCCUCUUUUCUUCUUCUUUGCCUGUUGUACUGCAUCGGCACUUGGGAGACUGUAUGAAUGUUUUGGUGCCGAUUAUGUGGACAAUAGCUAUCGGGGGCACAUAAAGCAGAUGUUAUACCAAUAACUAUACCCGGGUACAACAACUUAGGCGUUGGACUAGACCGGUAGCUUAUGUGCAACACUCGGAUAUUGUAAAUGUUUUCCGCCGCCCUUCAAAGGGCCCUCACGUGAUUAGACCACACUACUCGCAUACGGCAGGUUAUCCGGCCCGGCAACCUCCAAGUGAGUAUAUCCAAUCACCGCUUCAAUUGCCGAAAAGCUUGUGCCGGUACUAGACUAUAAUAUACUUCCACUGCGCUAUAAACGACACACCACCGGAGGGGGAGGGGAGCAGGGCCACUACCCCCCCAGAGCAUUAGCCCACCCAUCCUACUAUCGUAGUACUAUAUCGUUAUACAACACGAUAGCGCGGAAUCGAACGGAGCACUAUACCAGUACUUCCCUAGCGUCCUCCACAAAUGUACGAGUACUCGAGUACCGGUAUGUCCAAGCACCCCUCCGGCUCAACUCGUGUACUUUACGGGUAAGCUGAGCGCGGCCGCGUACAAGUACAGUAUGAUGGUAUGAAAGGUUUCACGAUCGCCGUGCGUACGUAGGAUUUAGGCUGAUGGCGGGAAUGCUAGACAGGGAUUUCACAUUUUUCUGGCGAGUGAUAGAGUGUGAUACGCCGUAUUCUGCAGUUACAUAGCGUACAAGUUAGUGGCAAGGGGGUGGGGGUGGGGUCGGGACCCCGGCUUGGAAUGCUCGCUUGGAAAGAAUUGUGUGGGUAACGUACUGCACCUGCGAGUAAAUUUAAUACCGAUACACUCAUAGGCGAUGCCCAGAUCUCG